Carya illinoinensis is the source of this 3011-nucleotide messenger RNA. Its product is annotated as protein EARLY FLOWERING 4-like. The transcript has 4 exons. Bases 158 to 706 code for a protein of 182 amino acids. The record is from RefSeq and is a predicted model, not a curated record. NCBI's taxonomy places the organism in Eukaryota, Viridiplantae, Streptophyta, Magnoliopsida, Fagales, Juglandaceae. Gene Ontology annotation, biological process: entrainment of circadian clock; positive regulation of circadian rhythm.
AACCCGGACACGCAGUACAAAUUACAAAACCGCCUUUUCGAGUCGGUUGGUUGUCUGAUGCCUCGAGAUAUAAAACCCCGUCACUUCCAUUUUUCUGCAAAAGCCACAGAGAGAUCGAGCGCACAUAUUCAAUUGUCUGGACCUAUGCACUUAUUAUAUGCAUGUAGGAGGAGGCUUGAAAGGAUCUUUGGUGGUGGAGUCGACCAUGGACGACACUACUACCGUAACGAAACCUUGGAGCCGCCACACCGUCGCCAAAUCGAACAAGAAGGAGCGCUCUGAAGAGAAUGAGAUGGUCGAGGACGAAGACGAGGAGGAGUGCGACAUGGAAGUCUGGGAAACGCUGAGCCAGAGCUUUUUCCAGGUCCAGUCCGCACUGGAUCAGAACCGUACGUUGAUCCAGCAGGUCAACGAGAACCACCAGUCGAGGAUUCCGGACAAUCUCGCUAAGAACGUUGAACUGAUUCGCGAGAUCAACUGCAACAUCUCCAAGGUCCUUUCUAUAUACUCCGAUCUAUCGGUCAAUUUCUCCAGCAUUGUUCGUCAGCGGCGUGCGAUCAUGUCGUCGAGGAACGACACGAACAGUAGCGUCCAUGGCAAGGAAGAGAGAAGAAGGCUGCGGGACUGCUCGUCUACAUAUACGCGUGCCCGCAGACGUAUUGAGGACUCUGAAUUCAGAGUUGAGAAAGAUGACAAGGAACAAUGAGUUGCCCGGCUGCACAACUGACCACAAGCAUUCCUUUUGAUAUAAAAAGCUAGUGGAAGUUUGUCAGAGAGAGAACGCUUUAAUCUGGGUACAAGUGCCAUAGGUGUGAUGGUAUCUUUGUCCAACUAGUGUUUUUGAAGAAGACAGUACUGAUAAGCUUGUGGAAGAUAAUUUCAGCAAGUAGCUACAAAGAAACUAAGGUACAUUAAUCACUUCCAACAUGUAUUGAACUGCUUUCACUGCAGCUACUGUUAAAUGGUAUCUCAGAAAUUGCAAGGCAUAGCUGACUGAGAAACAAAGGAUGGAGACUAUUCUGUUACAGCUCAAUUUUUGUUAGAACUUGUUUUCUUGGCACGGCUUUGGAUAGUUCAGCUGCUUCAUAACAUUAAAGGAAAAUCAUUUACAGUUGCAUUGCUUGGGCAUGGUUUAGCGCCAUAGUUUAGGACUAUACGUUUUCUGGCUGUUAAACACAUUCUGGUCCGGGUUAGCAUGGUUGAUCAUGCUAGUUGUACUAUUUCAAGUAGGAUCCAGAAGUAGAGAUUAGGUUAUCGGGACCUAAAUUUCUUGCUAUAAAAUCUUCAAUUAAUAAAUCUGCUGUAUAUGUUGCAUCUGAAAACCUUAGUAGAGAAAUUUCUUGCUCCAAAUAACCCCCCAUAGAGACAGUUCGCAUAUUUCCACUAUCAACUUCAUCCAUAACAUGUUAUGCCCCUGGUUGCUUCCAUCACUGUCGGUAGGAUCCAUCUAGGCUGUGGUUGGAGUUUAUUGUUACUAUUAUGUUAUAGAGAAUCUAGUUUAUUCGUGUUAAUGUCAAAAAUAUUGACACGGGGACACAUUUAGUAAUUUUUGCUGUUUAAUUAAUGGGGGCAAUGGUGGGUCCGAAGGGCCUUGCCUUGGACAGGUUCCCUGACAUAAAUAAUUGGUCCUCGCAAUGGUGCCUUGCGAGGGGGAAUUUUUAGGGCCUGGCCCACAGUUUGGAGCGGAGUCUGCAGAAGAUGCUGUCCCUUGAUAUCUCUCCCACCGAUUAGCAAUAUAGUUGAUUCAUCAUCGAAUUGGGUUUUGGAUAAGGUAAAUGAGAUACAGCAAUGUGUGGGGAUUAGAGGACCAAUUCACAGCACUACUCACUGCAAUAGUCAUGUACUUGGCACAAAAUCAAGAUCUAAGAAGAGCAGAGAGCUAAAAUGUCUUACGUGGGCGAUCACCUAUGACAAUAAGUGAGGUACUUCAAGUCAAGAGAGGACCAGAGGGAAGACAUAAUCAAUUGUAUAUGGUUAGUAGGACUAGUGUGUUGGGGAAUUUACAGUGACUUGGUAUAUCAAAAUCUGGUUUGGUGGGAUAGGCAUUGGUGCACUGGUGGUGGUAUGGGGCAGGCGCAUUUUUGGCUAGGGCUAGGGAUUUGUUACGUUCAUUUUCCUAGAUGGGUUUGUUGUUGGGCUAGGGUUUUGUUGGGUUUAUUGUUCCUUGUAUCUUUUUUGCACCCCAACUAGGUGUUUUCUCUUGUAUACAUCCAGAGUACUUGGCUACACCUAUUGAGAUUAAUAAAUUUUAUUAAAAAAAAAUUAAUGGGGGCAAUGGGCGGUAGUGGAAGGAAAGGUUAGUUUUACAUUGUUUUUAGGUAAACUAAACCAGACAAGGAUAGUGAAUGGUCGAUUUCCUGAGAAUGGAAAUGGUCAUCAAGUUUGAGCCUGGAGGGCAGUUUUCAUGUCCAGAGUUGACGAAUACAAGAGCUGGUCUCGAUUUGCUAUGACUGGUACCAGAUCAUUGUGAGUUCGGUUUCUCAUGUGGUGAAGCAAAACGGGGGCGUUUUCCUUAUAUUACAAAUUAGAGGAUGAGUAAAUUCUGCCAUUCAAGAUUUUUUUUUACAGUUGUUUUAUAGCAGAUUAUGCAGAGGUGGAACCAGAAACUUUAAUUUGGAGGAUUUUUUUAUUUUAUUUUAUUUUAAUCUACGUUAUUAAAAAACCUUCCAUUUUUAGGAUUUUCUGGGCUGAGGGGCCCGAAGCCUCCCCAAGCUUGGCUGUAGGUCCACCCCGAGAAUAUGCGUGGGUUUAUGGCUGAAAAUUUCGUUCUAGAGGGACUUCGUAUUUUUUUUUUUUUUUCAUCCAAAGUACAAGGGUGCAUGUAAGAAGCUAUAUGCAAAUUUACCCUUCCUGGCAAUAGAGACUUCGUCUUCUUUCUGCUUUCUUGUAUUUGUGAUUUAUGAUGUGAUUCUGCUAUGAAUAACUCACCAGUUCUCGGUCUUUAAUGUAGCAAGAAUGUGAAGUAGUUCUAGUUUCUGCCUCCUGUUAUAUCGAAUGGGAUUUUAAUUUAA